GUGGGAAUGCCAGCGCCCCUCUCCGUCUCCAGUCGCACGCUUGGCCAAGUUGGUGUGCCUCAGGCGCUUCCACCGGGAGCCCGGGUUAUCCGCGCCUCGCAGCCGGCGCCCAUGCCCGGUGCGCCGCAGGUCAUGCCGGCGUCCGCGAGGCCAUACGUGGUGGGUGGACCGGCCUACGCAGCACAGCCAAGACAGGGAGUUCGCACCACCAAGACUGGUGACGUGGCUCCCAGCGAG
Messenger RNA from Symbiodinium sp. CCMP2592, 237 nucleotides. NCBI's taxonomy places the organism in Eukaryota, Dinophyceae, Suessiales, Symbiodiniaceae. The record is from the annotation of a GenBank genome assembly.